CUCUCCUCUGAUUGGUCGGUGCAGUCGCUGGUCAUCACCCAACAUGGCGCCGACGCUGGUAGAGCAUGUUGUCGCAGACGCGGGAGCGUUUUUAAAGAAAGCUCAUCUCCAGGACAUCGGCAGGAACAUCUACACACUGAAGGACGUGGUGGACGAGAUCAGAGACAAACCCACCAGGAGGAGUCUGGCCUUCCUGCCGUACCAGCUGAACUUUAAAGAACCACAUCCAGAACACAUCAGACUGGUGACGGAGUUCUCCAAGAAGACGGGAGACUACCCGAGUCUGUCGGCCACCGACAUCAAGGUCCUGGCUCUGACCUACCAGCUGGAGCUGGAGCACGUCGGCUCCCAACACCUGAAGAAGGAGCCCGAGGUCAAGGUGAACAUUCAGAGCACACAGCGCCACCCGGAGACUCCGGUUCACGUCGCAGGGUUCCACUUCCCCUCCAAGAAGCCCGCCAACAGUUUGAACGUCCGACAGACUCAAACAGAGACGACGAAUGUUGCCCGUGGCGACGAGUUCAACAGCUUCCACUUCUGGAGAGAGCCGCUGCCGCCCGUCGACAACGACCUGCUGGAGUUACUGGAUCCGGUGGAGGUUUUAAAUUCAAAGAACAAACAGAAACAGACGGACGCACAGACGUCUUCUGACAGCGACGAGUUCAACAGCUUCUACUUCUGGAGAGCGCCGCUGCUCGACGUCAGCGACCUGUUGGAGUCACUGAAAGUUGAUGGCAGUUCCACAUCGGAGAGCGGGUUGGACUCUCUGCAGACGGAGGAGCCAGAGGACCAAUCAGAAGACGGAAACAAAGAGAACAAGCCGAAUGAGGAUGAAGAGGAGGAGGAGGAUGGAGGUGGUUGGAUCACUCCCAGUAACAUCAAACAGGUGAAGAUGGACUCUGCUGAUUGGACGGCUCCCGCUGAUGUCACGGUGGGAUGUCUGACCACCGACUUCGCCAUGCAGAACGUUCUGAUUCAGAUCGGACUCCACGUGCUCUCGGUGAACGGGAUGGUGAUCAAACAGGCGAGGAACUACAUCCUGAGGUGUCACGGCUGCUUCAAGACGACGAGCAACAUGAACAAAGUGUUCUGUCCUCACUGCGGAAACAAGACUCUGAAGAAAGUGGCAGUGACGGUCAGCGAGGACGGAAACGUUCAGAUGCAUUUCUCCAAAAACCCCAAAGUGCUGAACCCCAAAGGGCUGAGGCACUCGCUGCCUCUGCCUCAGGGAGGGAAACAUGGGAACAACCCCCAGCUGGUGGAGGACCAGCGGUUCCCCCAGCAGAGACUCUCCCGUAAAGCCCGCCAGAAGACCGACGUCUUCAACCCGGACUACGCGGCCGGAGCGUCGCCGUUCUGCGAGAACGACAUCUACAGCCGAGCCGCCAACCUCCACAUCCGAGACGGGCAGGGCGGCAGCGGGCGGCGGCGAGCCAACCCCAACGCCGCCAACAAGAAGUUUGUGAAGAAGAAAUGAAGAGACGUUGCACUAACGGAGCAUUCAGCUCGUCUGCUCCUUUAAAUUUAAAGUUUUCUCGUUAAAUCUGUUGAUGAUCAAUAUAAUGUAUCUAUUAAUAAAUGUUACAACACCU
This is a messenger RNA of Dicentrarchus labrax (European seabass), 1592 nucleotides long. It is a transcript of the gene nob1, whose product is annotated as NIN1 (RPN12) binding protein 1 homolog. Gene Ontology annotation, molecular function: RNA endonuclease activity. Gene Ontology annotation, biological process: maturation of SSU-rRNA; ribosomal small subunit biogenesis. NCBI's taxonomy places the organism in Eukaryota, Metazoa, Chordata, Actinopteri, Moronidae. The transcript is spliced from 10 exons. Bases 44 to 1477 code for a protein of 477 amino acids. Gene Ontology annotation, cellular component: preribosome, small subunit precursor. The record is from RefSeq and is a predicted model, not a curated record.